AUAUUAGCGCUACAAAAUUAUGUUGGUAAACCGAAGCUCGCAGUUAUGCUAAUUGGCUAAUGAGCAAAUUAAAGUAACUGAACUGUAACUAUAAUGGCGCAUCAAAGAACCCCCGAUGUCAUUGAUAGCUUACUCUGCCGUUUGGUCAUUGAAGUUCGUGAGCUUUCUCAAAAGAAAAAUGACAUUGACCGGCAGGUUGAAGUUCAUAAAGCAAACAUUGCAGAAAGGAGGACUUACAUUGAAACAACUCACACACAUAUCAAGGUGCUGGAAGAAAGUGCUGAAGUAAAACACAACACUUUGAAACACAACAGGGCAGCUAUAAAAAGCAUGAAGGUGACUCAGGGCUUGCUCCUUCAGUAUGAGCGAACUUUGAGAGCAGAACUGGAGAGCGUAAAAGCCAACUACGACAAUGACAAGGAAGGAUUCAAAGACAAAAUUACAAGUUACAGGAAGCUGUUUCAGGCUCAUCAGAAGCCAUUUGCGCAAACACUCCAGGCACAAAAUGAUGACAUGGAGAGUCCAACCAUGGUGUCUCAUGAUGACGUGCCAGUCAAAACCAAGGAAGGGGGCAUAGCCCAUGUCACUGAUUGUGACGCUCCUCCUUCCUCCUCAGAGAAACGACCGGACAGUCUUAUUUCUUCCAGCGGAGAAGCAGAUGUGGGAAUGGAGAGUUCCCCUGUGAAGGACUCCAUGGCUGUCGUCUCCACUGUGAAUAUCAGUGAGAUGAAGGAAUGUCCGAGCGGUCCAGAAACCUCCGCGGACGGCAAUGCUGAAGAAAUGAUCAUGCAAUGUGAGGCCCGGGCAUCACUUUCCUGCAGCACUGAUGAAACUAGAAGCAAUGAGCAACAUGUCGGGGCACAAGAUCAUCGUGGACCAGAUGAGAUGCCCGGUGAGGAAGAGGACGACCAGGAGGUCCAACUAUUAAGCCAAGCAAAGCAGUCGCCUGUGUCGGAGGAAGAAGGGGCAGCACGUGCGCAAAUGGAGGAAAGAGCCCCAGCAGAGGAAGAGGAGCAGGCACUACAGCAACAUGGCACUCUUUCGCUUCCGCAGGGUCAACAAGCACAACCUCAGUCCUCCACCGCGCCUGGCACGCCAACGUUCCACUUUAACUUUAGCCCAAUUUCCUCACCAGUUGAAGGCACGUCUGGGAGCAAAUCUCCAGCCUUCAUGUUCUCGCUCAAUUCUAAUCCCAGCACCCCAGGCUACUCCAGUUUCGGCUUCGAUGCCGUCCCCACCCAUGAAGAGGAUCUGUCGUUCCCUUUCGGCGGCUCCUUUUUCAACGACAAGAAAAACCAGGAGACUAAAUCAGGCGGCAAGUAUCUCGCAUCUCAGACACUUUUUUUUGGGAUCACCUUCUAA
Hippocampus zosterae (dwarf seahorse) is the source of this 1362-nucleotide messenger RNA. RefSeq lists its product as uncharacterized. Gene Ontology annotation, cellular component: central element. The record is from RefSeq and is a predicted model, not a curated record. Bases 94 to 1362 code for a protein of 422 amino acids. The transcript has 13 exons. Gene Ontology annotation, biological process: spermatogenesis; oogenesis; meiotic DNA double-strand break processing involved in reciprocal meiotic recombination. Lineage: Eukaryota; Metazoa; Chordata; Actinopteri; Syngnathiformes; Syngnathidae.